This is a messenger RNA of Exophiala oligosperma, 1555 nucleotides long. RefSeq lists its product as hypothetical. Bases 452 to 1393 code for a protein of 313 amino acids. The record is from RefSeq and is a predicted model, not a curated record. NCBI's taxonomy places the organism in Eukaryota, Fungi, Ascomycota, Eurotiomycetes, Chaetothyriales, Herpotrichiellaceae. Gene Ontology annotation, cellular component: cytosol. The transcript is spliced from 3 exons. Gene Ontology annotation, molecular function: 3'-5'-DNA exonuclease activity.
AUUUAGUAAAGUGGCCGUCAUUCUACGUCAGGCGAGACCAGAAAUGGCCAAUCUCACCGUAACUUCUCCGUCCGCACGUUUCGGUCUGACGGAGUGUUUUAUUUCCAUCGUCAUUUUUUGUCCAGUUCACAUUCCCAACGACGUGGUCUCUUGAUUGUGCUGCAUUCCGGAGCGAUAUCUUGCCGCUCAAUUUCGAUGCUGCCACGAGUUCAGAAUUGUUUCAACAGUAGUAUUGCCAAGGCCCAUAAGACUUCACCGUUCCGUACGAAGCGCAGCGCCCCUGGGUUACUUUUGUUUGGUAAGGGAGUUGAUUCGAAGGUGGCCUUCGAGCAAUAUUCAAAUUGACGGUAGUUUGACACUUGACACAGAUCGCGAAUUCUAUGCAUGGGCAGGUAGACGCUCGUUGACUGUCCGACAACGAUCCUCGUGGUCAAGGUCAAUUGGGAGCACUAUGGCUGAGAGGAGGCCUCUGAGGUAUGCGGACAUCGGCAUCAAUCUAGGAGAUCCCGUCUUUCGUGGAGAGUAUCACGGAAAAAAGGCACACGAAGAUGACCUCGACGAUGUGAUUGAACGAGCCGUGGCUGUGGGAUGCACCAAAUUCAUGGUCACGGGAUCCAGCUUGAAAGAGUCUCAACAUGCCGUCCAAAUCGCAAAGCAAUACCCUGGCAAAUGUUACGCGACGGUCGGAAUACAUCCUUGCUCGACGCAAGACUUUGACACCCAUCCCGGUGGGCCCGAGGCAUUAAUUCGAGACCUUCGAGCACUCGCCAUCGAAGCAAAGAACGAUGGCUAUGCUGUCGCUUUUGGCGAGAUCGGUCUGGACUAUGACCGACUGUUUCUGUCGCCCAAAGAUGUCCAACUCCGAUAUUUUGAACUCCAACUUGAUUUGGCCGAAGAAUUGCGAAUGCCACUCUUUCUGCACUCGAGGGCAUGCAACGAGGAUUUCGAGAGGAUUCUUUCAGCACGACUGGACAAGCUUCCCAAGCGUGGACUGGUGCACAGCUUCACCGGCACGGUACCUGAGAUGGAGUCACUGUUGAAGCUUGGAUUCGACAUCGGGAUCAACGGCUGCAGCAUGAAGACCGGAGAAAACCUCGAGGCGGUCAAGGCUGUCCCUCUAGAAAGACUACAGAUUGAGACGGACGGCCCAUGGUGCGAGAUCAGAGCGUCACAUGCAUCAUCACAGUACCUGAAGGACGGCGGCCCGGCAGUGCCAAAAGCGGUGAAGAAGGAAAAGUGGCAAAAAGGGUUGAUGGUCAAGGGACGGAACGAACCAGCUACGAUUGUCCAAGUGGCACAUGUGAUUGCACGGGUAAAAGGUGUCUCGGUGGAAGAAGUAUGCGAGGCGGCAUGGAAGAACUCGACCGAGAUGUUCGUUCUGGGGACUUGUUGAGGUACACUCGACAGUUAUCAAGGCCGAGACUUGUUAGCGUCCAAGUAUUCGUAUCAUUGAGGUCAUCUGAGCGACUUUCGGGGGAGAGGGAGUUGUACGAGUAAACGAGUAGAAUAGAAAGAUAUGGACACUAGAAGAUAGAAGAAGCAUUUCGUUUUGCCA